AUGGCGAAAACCGCUAUCGGGAAGUUGCUGGGCUGUCGUGCCUUAGGUCAGGUUACUGGCAGAGGUAUCAACAGAGGAGAUUGUGAUGAUUCCGAUGAUGCUCCGCAGCGUCGACGGCCUACUGCAUCCGCACGGAGGCAGCGAGUCGCUGUGACUGUGGCACACGAUGAGCCAGUGGUCCCUGCGCCAGAUGUUCAGGAUGACCCGAUGGAGUCACCAGCUGCUAUAGAUGACAUUGUGGCAGACAUUCCUGUGGACACAGGCGUAGAGGCUGCUGAGGAUGAGCAUGAGGGAUUUCCGGGUGGUCCGAGCGACCCAUUUGUGUUGACCCAGUAUGUGGAUCACGUUGCUUGCAGCGUAUGGACGGAAGAGGAGCGUCCUGAGUUGAAGUUAUCCUCUCAUGGGAGGAAGGUCCACAGUUUAGGCAGGCCUGUCCCUGCCAUUGAGGGACUUGUUGUUGGUACAAGACUAAGUCCUCUGAUCGCGUGUUCGGUAGACAUCGGCGAUCGAGGACUUUUGUCCGCGUUUAUGGAGCGGUGGCACCGGGAGACGUUUAGUUUCCAUCUCCCGGUGGGAGAGCUCACCAUCACGCUGGACGACGUCUCCUCGCUUCUCCAUCUUCUCGUGGUUGGCGACUUACACGCCUUUGAGCCCUUGCACGUGGACGAUGCAGUUCAGAUGCUGGUGGACUUAUUGAUGGUCUCUGCAGAAUCUGCCAGGGCUGAGACAGCCCAGUGUCGUGGACCGUACAGUGCAACCAAUGUCCAUGUUGUCUACUUGGAGGCCCUUCGUGACCUCAGUAUGACGGAGAGGUACGCCUGGGGAGUGGCUGCUUUGGUGCAUAUGUACGACAAGCUGAACGAUGCAUCUAUGAGCCACAACCGACAGCUUGGUGGUUACAUCACACUGCUGCAGCACUUUUCGUCAGUCGCAGACUCCACUACUGAUCAGGAGUAUGACGAGGAUUCUCCGCGUGCGUGUAGGUGGAUUGCGAUGAAUAAGACCGUGAAGAGCAUUCGUACACCGACGUACAGGGAGCGCCUGGACCGACUCCGGAUUCCGGAUGUCUGUUGGUAUGGGGAGCACCGAUCGGUCCGGGACUUCCACAUCAGAUCAUGCUAUUCCGAUCUCUUGCGCUGGAGGCCUAUUGCUGUUUAUUACCGACCAGAGAGGGUCGUGCGGCAAUUUGGAUACACGCAGACCAUUCCUGCUCCUCCUGUUGAUUCAUGGGUGUCGUAUGAUGAUAUACACGAUAGGUGGAUGCACUACUCGGAUCAUAUCGUUCCAGCAGGUGAGGUGUGCGUUGUGCCAGGUCAGUGUUCCAGUGACUACAUGGAUUGGUUCUUCCGCAUCUCGCAUCCUUUCAUGACACCAGGCCACGCAUUAGAUCCUCUGCCUCAUGGUCACGCCCUGCAGCCCCGAGUCGUCCCUCAGGCCCCACAGACGAAUAUCCCUCACGUGCCGAAGCUAGGAGCAUCGUUGACAUCUUUGGAGGAGCCUAGACAUGCAGAAGUUUGUGAUGACAUUGCUGAGAGGUUGAAGCGCUAUCUGAGUCAAAGGGUGGUCACUCCAAGCUCAUCGACACAUGAGGUGAUCGAAGAAUGCCUCAGGUUGGCCAGGAGUGUGACACAGGACCAUCUAGUAUAUGUUAGGUCUAGACGCAGGCGACGCACGAAUCAGACGUAG
Messenger RNA from Glycine soja, 1686 nucleotides. Its product is annotated as protein MAIN-LIKE 1-like. Bases 1 to 1686 code for a protein of 561 amino acids. NCBI's taxonomy places the organism in Eukaryota, Viridiplantae, Streptophyta, Magnoliopsida, Fabales, Fabaceae. The record is from RefSeq and is a predicted model, not a curated record. Gene Ontology annotation, biological process: meristem maintenance; meristem development. The transcript is spliced from 6 exons.